GGCUCCGUGAGCUAGCCCAUUGGCUGGAAGGCUCCGGUGCCGGGCGGCCCGGCCCGCCAGAGGAGGGCGGCGCAGCAGGCCUGGUCCCGGAGGUGGCUACCGGCUUCAGCGAAACGAUCAUGGCAGCUCGGGCCGGUCAGAGAGCUCUAAGAAGAGUGGUCUCAGGAUACUGUCCUAAGUCGGUGACAGCGAUGGGAGCCCCGGCUCCGGCGCAGGGGUCUGCGCGGAAAGUCAGAUAUUUGGCUUCCUGUGGUAUACUGAUGAGCAGAACUCUUCCACUACAUACCUCAAUUUUGCCUAAGGAGAUAUAUGCAAGAACUUUAUUCAAAAUCGCUGCACCAUUAAUAAACAAAAGGAAAGAAUAUUCGGAGAGGAGAAUUUUAGGAUAUUCAAUGCAGGAAAUGUAUGAUGUAGUAUCAGGAAUGGAAGAUUACAAGCAUUUUGUUCCUUGGUGCAAAAAAUCAGACAUAAUAUCAAAGAGAUCUGGAUAUUGUAAAACACGAUUAGAAAUUGGGUUUCCACCUGUGUUGGAGCGCUAUACAUCAGUUGUAACCUUGGUAAAACCACAUUUGGUACAGGCAUCCUGUACUGAUGGGAGACUUUUCAAGCAUUUGGAGACGAUUUGGCGGUUUAGCCCAGGUCUUCCUGGCUACCCAAGAACGUGUACCUUGGAUUUUUCAAUUUCUUUUGAAUUUCGCUCGCUUCUACACUCUCAGCUUGCCACAUUGUUUUUUGAUGAAGUUGUAAAGCAGAUGGUGGCUGCCUUUGAAAGAAGAGCAUGUAAGCUAUAUGGUCCAGAAACAAAUAUACCUCGGGAGUUAAUGCUUCAUGAAGUUCAUCACACGUAAAAGGAAGGAAGAGCUGGUGUCGUAUACUUACAACUUCAGUUUGUUCACUUGUAAGAUUUUAGUGCUUUCAUGAUUUUUUUUUCAGAAGUCAGAAAGCAUUUGUUAAAUUCAGCUUUGAUUAUAAACCUGCACCGUUAAAAAUUUGCACAAAGCGUGUGGACCCACUUGUACAUAGAAUUGUCUUCAAUCAAGUGUAAUUGAGAGAAAUAUGUUCAUUAUCAUGUUCUGCAUUUACAAUAAUAGGAUGUCAUCACCAUUGCUAGAAUAUUGACAUUAUUAUUCUGAGCAGAAAUUGAAACUAUAGAUUCAGGGCGGCGCCUGUGGCUCAGUCGGUAAGGUGCCGGCUGAACUGCAACCAAAAAAUAGCCGGGCGUUGUGGCGGGCACCUGUAGUCCCAGCUACUUGGGAGGCUGAGGCAAGAGGAUCGCUUAAGCCCAGGAGUUGGAGGUUGCUGUGAGCUGUGUGAUGCCAUGGCACUCUACCGAGGGCCAUAAAGUGAGACUCUGUCUCUACAGAAAAAAAAAAAAGAAACUAUAGAUUUAAACCUUUUUUUUUUUUUUUUUUUUUGGUUUUUGGCCAGGGCUAGGUUUGAACCUGCCUCCUCUGGCAUAUGGGACUGGCGCCCUACUCCUUGAGCCACAGGCGCAGCCCUAGAUUUAAACCUUUUAAUGAAAGUGUUUAGUUGAGGUUCUCACACAGCAUGUAUUAUAUUAACCAUAUCACGCUUAAGUUAUUAAAUUCAGACUAUUUGUAACUUAUUGUUAUAAGGCCUUCCUGUGGCUUAGGAUAUUUUGAGUAAUAAUCAUAUAUUUCAAGUAAAAACUUUGAUUUAAAAGUACUGUUGAUGAAGGUUCCCUGGCACUUUAGUUAUUUUUAAAUUGCUUUUACAGGUGGUAGUAGAUAAUUCAGUGCCAUUAUGAGGUUAGCUCCCAGAUAAACAGUGAAUUUUGUUUUUGUUUUUGGUAAGUAGUCCAGAAUAGCUACCGAUUUCUAGUAGUUUGCAGCCUUCUUCCAGGUACUUUGGCUGCUCUUUCAGUAAUGCUACUUUUGUGUCAAAUUUUGUCUAUAACUGGUAGGCAACAGAUGAAGAUGAGUUUGUUGAUAUGUCUCCAACAGUAUGCAUCCCUAUUUUCUAUUUAUUGUGUGUACUCACUUUCAAUAAUGUAUUUCAGACUGAUAUUUUUUAAAGAAAUCAAUGUAAGGACUGAAAGAACAACUUAAUAAAGUUAAUUUGUUUAUUUUUUGUA
Molecule: messenger RNA, 2095 nt
Organism: Nycticebus coucang (slow loris)
Lineage: Eukaryota; Metazoa; Chordata; Mammalia; Primates; Lorisidae
Gene: COQ10B
Product: coenzyme Q10B
Exons: 5
Coding region: 120-848 (242 amino acids)
Biological process (GO): ubiquinone biosynthetic process; cellular respiration
Cellular component (GO): mitochondrion
Molecular function (GO): ubiquinone binding
Source: RefSeq, a predicted model, not a curated record